Molecule: messenger RNA, 186 nt
Organism: Batrachochytrium dendrobatidis JAM81
Lineage: Eukaryota; Fungi; Chytridiomycota; Chytridiomycetes; Rhizophydiales
Exons: 1
Coding region: 1-186 (61 amino acids)
Source: RefSeq, a predicted model, not a curated record
AUGCAAAUUCAAAACGUAAAAAUUAAGAAUAUAACUAAACAAAAUAAAAAAUUAUUUGUUGUGGAUGACGAGAGAGACCGCCAUCCCAUACUUCAGCUUCUUGUCACAGACUUGGACGACAUCCCCAAAGACUACUACAAGAAGCUGAAGGAUGGAGGUCUCUCUCUUGUCAUCCACAACACUUGA